CGUCUGCCAGUCAGCUCAACCACCUCCAGCCUCUUCUACCUCCAUCAGCCACCCACAACUUCAAUAUAUGACCGUCGCCGCUGCCAUAUCGAUUGCAUUACGACUAAAGCUUGAUAUCCAAGCUUCAUGUGUAGUGGAUCGUCGGAUAGGUGAUGGCCGAAGCCAAUGCGAGGUCCAACAAGCGACAGGCUCUUCAUGAUGAGUCGGAAUCCAACACAGCGGUACCCGAUGUCGGGGCGGUAAGGAAACGUAGAGCAUUCCUUCAGACAAUGGGCCAGCAGCUUCGGGAAUUCGGAAACGAAGGAACAAGUCCUCAGGAUCACAGUCGCAGUACAUUCGGCACCAGCCCUGGCAGUAACCUCAGGCCUCCGUCCAGCACAGGAAACAUUGCCGCGAACCAGGCAUCCGUGCGUCAUGUCGAUACCCCAGAGAGUGAUGCUGCACCUGGGGAAGAUGAUCAGCUACCCGCAGGUGCUGCAAAGAGCGCUUCAAGAUGGCUUUGGAAAACAGACGAAGUACGCCCUCUUGCACCAGAGAGCGUCACAUCAGCUAUUGCAUUUGAUGACCUUCUCGAAUGGAGUCAGUCUUACUUCGACCAUUGGCAUCCUGCCUUUCCGUUUCUUCAUGCGCCCUCUUUACUGGAUUAUUUUCGUCAAAUUGUGUCGAGAGGCGUUCGCAUCGCCUCUCAAUCUACAGCAAACGAACUCCAACAUAUCAUACUUCGCUCCAUCAUGUCAAUCUCCAUCCACGACCGGCGGCAGAUGAAUCUCACGCACAAACUAGUGCCUACGGCACUCGUGUUCCAUUCCGUCAACGACGCCAUCCGGAGCGUCCAGUUGGUGCUGACUGAAGAGAGCUCGGUGCUCUCUUUGCAAGCUCUUGUUAGCGUACAAUUGUUCUUAAUCACGAUGCACAGGUACAACGCGGCGUCGCGUCUGGAAGGUUUGGCCGUUCGAAUGGCCUUCCAGUUGAGUCUGCAUCGCUGUCCAUUACAGUUAUCAAUUCCAAGCAAAGAAGCAGAGCUGAGGAAGCGGCUUUUCUGGUCUGUAAUAUGUAUCGAUAGAUAUAUAUGCAUCCGGCUCGGUACCCCACUCGGCAUACGGUCAGACGAGGCAAACGUCUGCUACCCACACACAGAACGACACCUACGGGAGCCCGAAGAAGCUGAUCGCACCCGUGAUGACCGACUAGAUUUAUUGGACUUUCUAGCUCGCCACGCCGACAUCCGCGGAUCCAUUAUGCAAACGCGACACCAGUCCAUGCUGCAUGGUAGCGCCGAUGAUGUCGACCAAGCCCUGGAAGUGGAGGCAGAGCAUACCAAGUGGUGGAACAUGGUCGAUGAACACUUGUCUAAUGACGAGCAGACACAAACCAUAUCCAAGGCACAUCAAGUCACACUCAUCGUCCUUCGCUUCGAGUCAGUGCUUGCUCUCCAUCGUUCUGUGUUAGCAACGUCGAAGAAGAACGCUGCAUACAACGCUGCGCUGCAACGCUGCAUAUCAGCCUCACGCUCCAUAAUAAACACACUACACAAAGCCCUUCGGGGUUUCGGGGCGUUCGAUGGCUCACCUGGUCAACAUGGAUAUGAAAGAACUCCUCUGCUUUGGCCAUCAUUUACCUGGGCAGUAUGGAUGAGUACGUUUAUCAUCCUGUCUGCUGCUGCGGACGGACAGGUCACGCGCGAUAUCGCAUUCAGGCUCUCAGACAGAAGCAUUCAGAUCCUCAAGCACCUGGCGUUGAGGGGUACGAGUUGGCCAGACGCAUGCACGGUCGCUAUUCAGAACCUUGUCGCACGACUCGAUAAGCCAUAUAGCCGCGACCUUACGAACACGUCUAGGAACAGCUCGCGGGCGGCAAUUCAAGCUGCUCGCGACCCCUCCAUUGGCAUGGAUAACUGGCAAGCUCAGAGGCAAGUAUCAGAAAAUCGUUCGGGAAAUUAUGUGGCCUCCAGACAUAAUCCAGCGACAGGCAUAGUGACGCCAACAGGACAGCUCCAGAGACUUACCGAUCAGCCUCAUGCAGUACAAUAUUUCGCAAACUACACAACCCAAGCGACAGAGCCAACCCUAUCUAACGCCAACGCACAACCUGCCGAUAUGCAAAAUGCCAACAGCCUAACAUUCGACUAUCUUGCGGGAGCAGGGAACUUCCUUGGUAUUGCACAGCAAUAUUCAGACAAUCCUUUACCAAACGAAGAGAUCAUGCAUCUCUUCAACGGCGAAGACAUCAAUUACUGGUUCGGGAACGACACUGCGAUGACUGAAAAUCCACUUUAUCAUGAACAAAGCUUUCAUUGAGCGUCAAGGGGAAUACUAA
Molecule: messenger RNA, 2316 nt
Organism: Alternaria rosae
Lineage: Eukaryota; Fungi; Ascomycota; Dothideomycetes; Pleosporales; Pleosporaceae
Product: fungal-specific transcription factor domain-containing protein
Exons: 2
Coding region: 153-2297 (714 amino acids)
Biological process (GO): DNA-templated transcription
Molecular function (GO): zinc ion binding; DNA binding
Source: RefSeq, a predicted model, not a curated record